GUUUAUGUGCACUAAGACUAUCAAUGGCUUCCUUAACCAUUCAUUCUUCCACCACCGUCUUCCCCGCCCACCCUACUCCCAUUGCCACCCUCUCCUUCUCCGAGAGCGACCAAAUCAAGCCAUGGACUCACUCCCCCACCGUCUAUGUCUACCGAUCCCCCACUGUCACCACCUCUGCCGUCGUCGAGUCCUUGAGAAACUCCCUCUCCCAAAUGCUCGUCCCUUACUACCCUCUUGCUGGCCGUCUCCACUGGAUCGGUGGAGGCCGUCUUGAGCUUCAUUGCUGCAGCGCCGGAGCUCAGCUCAUUGAAGCCUCCUCUACCGCCACGCUCGAUGAUUAUGGCGAUUUCUCUCCCACUGAUGCUCUUCGAGAGCUCGCUCCGAAAGUCGAUUAUAGUACUCCCAUUGAGGAGCUGCCGGUGUUUUUGAUUCAAGUGACAAGAUUUAGCUGCGGCGGGAUCGUGAUCGGUACCGGCCUUUCUCACAUUCUUGUCGAUGGGGUCUCGGCGAUUACGUUUAUCAACUCGUGGGCGAGCAUUGCACGGAAGGAUAAGACGGUGGAGAGUAUUGUCCAGCCAUUUCAUGACCGGAGCGUUCUGCAACCGCAGAAGCCAUUGCGGCCGCCGAGGUUCGACCACCGCGAAUACGACAACCCGCCAUUUCUUUUGGGUUGCUCGGAUGCUAAGGAGGAGCGAAAGAAAGAAUCCAUACCCACAUUGCUGAAACUUUCCAAAGAACAAGUUGAAAAACUCAAAAAGAGAGCAAAUUCGAACAUAGUCAACCAACUCGACGAGCUACCAUCACGACCAUACACUCGAUACGAGUCUAUUGCAGGCCAUAUGUGGGUAUGUGCAUGCAAGGCCCGUAGCACCGGCGACAAAUCCCAACCAACAAUGGUCCGAGUCGCAGUCGAUGUACGACGACGACUUGGAACACCAGUCCCCAACAACUUCACCGGAAACUCAACCCUAGUAGCCGUGACACCAAAGUGUCAAUUCGGUGAUCUAAUAUCUCAACCAUUGAGCUACGCUGCAGGAAAGAUUCGAGAAGGAACAUGGAAGAUCACGGACGAGUACGCGAGGUCGGCGCUCGACUUCCUAGCAAGUCAAGAGGACAUCAGCUGGGUCAGAACCUCGUACCACACAAAAGUUAAGGUUGAAGCUCCAUUUUGGGGCAACCCCAAUUUGUCUUUGGGAAGUUGGAUGUCGCUGCCGUUGUAUGAGGCGGACUUCGGCUGGGGGAAGCCGUGUUAUGUGGGGCCGGCGACAUUGAAUGCCGACGGGAAGUCGUUCAUCAUGCCGGCGCCGGACAACGACGGUGGGUUGAUUAUAGCUAUACGGCUGCAGAAGAAGCACAUGGAUGAUUUCAAGAGACACUUUUAUGAAGAUCUGUGAUUUGAAUCACUUGGGAGAUUUUAUUGUCGUGUGUCGUUGUGUUUGAGGUUGUUUUUUGUUUUGUUUUUGUUUUUGUUUUUGUUUGAGAGUAUAUUUUUAAUUAUUGAUCAUUAAUAUAUUAAUACAAGU
Messenger RNA from Cucurbita moschata (crookneck pumpkin), 1523 nucleotides. Its product is annotated as spermidine hydroxycinnamoyl transferase-like. Bases 24 to 1394 code for a protein of 456 amino acids. Lineage: Eukaryota; Viridiplantae; Streptophyta; Magnoliopsida; Cucurbitales; Cucurbitaceae. Gene Ontology annotation, molecular function: acyltransferase activity, transferring groups other than amino-acyl groups. The transcript has 2 exons. The record is from RefSeq and is a predicted model, not a curated record.